This is a messenger RNA of Nerophis ophidion (straightnose pipefish), 2285 nucleotides long. It is a transcript of the gene cep44, whose product is annotated as centrosomal protein 44. NCBI's taxonomy places the organism in Eukaryota, Metazoa, Chordata, Actinopteri, Syngnathiformes, Syngnathidae. Gene Ontology annotation, cellular component: centrosome; spindle pole. The transcript is spliced from 12 exons. The record is from RefSeq and is a predicted model, not a curated record. The coding region runs from base 226 to 1332 and encodes 368 amino acids.
CGUGACGUUGGCUACGUUGGUCACAUCCGGAUCACGUGACCAGAUGAGCCAAUCCCGUGUCGAUGUGUCGUUAACCCGGUAGAGACAAAAAUGUCCGCUCAUCCAGUUUAACUUCCUUCGACGGAGUCUUGUCAAGCGGCAAAAUGCUGUCUUCUGGAGACUUGCAACUUCAAGGCUGUCUGCGUAAACUGGAAACUCUUUUGCGGGCAGUAAAGUACCCUGGAAAUGUUGACUACUGCGGUGGUGCUGGAGCCUAUCUCAGCUGCAUUCGGGCGGAAGGCGGCGUACACCCUGGACAAGUCGCCAUCUCAUCGCAGGGCCAACAUACAUACAUACAGUCAAGAAAAUAGCCUGUCCAAAGGAGACCCCUCAGCUUUUCUGCCAAUUUUGAGCUUCACGCUCACCAUCUUCUCUCCACCUUUUGCUGAGCAACUUCUGACAGCUGGACUGGAGCUGACCGGCAAGACUGACCUGCGGUUCACUGACUCACUCUAUAAGAUUCUGCGAGACAUAUUCCACUAUAAACCUGUCCUCUCUAAGCAACAAUUCCUGCAGAAGGGUUUCUGUCAAAAAAAGAUUUCUACAGUUUGUGACAUCAUUGACUUGGUCCUGAAGAGGCACACCGAGCUGAAAAAGCCGAGAGUCAGAAAUCCUGUGUCACACAAGCACACCAGAGGAGAAGAUCAUCCAUCACUUACCAAGCGGGAGAUUGUUAAUAUAGUCUCUGUCCGCCCUCAUGUUGUUAAUCACAUGCAAAAAGAGGAAUCACCACCACAUCACAGUGAAAUGCUGCCCUUGAAUGAUGACGUGUUUUCAUCCGAUUCUCCUAAAAACGUGAACGCCCAGCUUGAUGAACAUGAGCAGCAGGAGGAGGAAGAGGAGGAGGAAGAGGAGGAGGAGGAGGAAGAGGAGGAGGAGGAGGAAGAGGAGGAGGAAGAGGAAGAGGCGGUCUUUUCUUCCAAUGUUGAGGAAAGGCUUUCUGCUAUGGAAGUUAAAAUUGAAAGUCUUCUUUGUGGUCUUCAAAGGCUCAGUGCUCUGGAGGAACAUCUGGAGGAGCUAGAGAACCGAAAUAACCAUGAGAAAAAGGAGGAAGGAGAAGUCAUCACAAUACCUCGAGAGAGCUGGGAAAAUCUUAUUCAUAGAGUAUUUUUGCUGGAAACCAAAAUGGAACUGGGCUUUGUAAAGUCGUGUGUACCUCCAACAUGCCAGACCUCUUCUGCACCACCUUCUGAUGCUUUAAAGGAUGAUUUGAAAGACAGACUACAUCGGAUCAACAGCAUGCUGAAGAGUACCUCCACGUUGAUUAAUACAGAAUCCUCCACAGAAAACUGAUCGAUGGUUGCAGUCACAUUCAAGUAUUCACAGAAGCUCAUGUUCAUUUUCUGGUUGGUCUUGAGCUAGUGUGAAAAUGUAGGUAUCUUUUUGAGAAAGUUAAAAGGUAUAGAUACUGUACAAACAAAGCAUCUGUGAUGGUAUGGGGGUGUAUUAGUGCCCAAGGCAUGGGUAACUUACACAUCUGUGAAGGCACCAUUAAUGCUGAAAGGUACAGACAGGUUUUGGAGCAACUUACAGUAUGUUGCCAUCCAUGCUUAUUUCAGCAAGACAAUGGUGUUGGGUCAUGUUUUUAUUUAGCGAAAUUCCAAAAAGCCCUGAAUUGUCAUUUAAAGGUGCUGUGAAUGGCAAUAUUUUCCACAAUGAUGGGCUGGCAAUUGAUUCAAUUUUGAAUAAAAUCAAUCAUUAAUGUUGCUAUGUUGAGCUCUGCAUUGUUGAAGACUCACCAAGCACCCAUUCACACUUGCUGCCUGUUAGAUAUUAGAAGUAAAAUAAAUGCAGUUUUUCCACCAAUUUACAGAGAUGAGGUGGCGAGGGCAUCAACUAUUCGCCUUACCUCCAAACUCUCUCAGUGAUCGUUGUCUCUAUAUACCAUAGCUAGAUUAAAUGUGUCUUGAAACCACAAUUUAUGUUUCCUGUCAGUGUUUGUUGAUAUUAGAUGUUUAUGUUGUAAUUCCUUGGCUGUUUCUGCCACAUCAUGUCAUUAGCAGGAGGCGGAAAUAGGUUUGUUAAUAGGACGCACAAUGUCUUUUUAAAUGAUUUAUUUUGACACAGACUAAUUAGAUACACCAUGUAAGAAUGUGAUUAUGCUGUCAGUGUUAUAAGUUGUGUAAAUGUUACUAUGUGAGCGUGAUGUGAUGAAUUUUUGGAGGGUCUUUUAACUUCUGCUUAAGAGACGUAUGAUGUAAUUUGCGUUGUGAAAAAAUAAAACAUGUCUUUUUUUUACCAAAUUA